GAAACGGAAACCCAAAACUCAAGAAAAGUGUUUUCGGGUCUAGUUUGAGCCUAAAACAAACGGAAAUUUAGAAAAGCGUUUAUUUUGGGUUGGGUCAAGUUUAAGGCGAGAACAAACUCAUUGGUAGCUAAACAAAAUCUGAUUCGUUUCUAGACAAAGCGUAAACAGUAGGGCUACUCACCGGUCCCGACUAUUUUCGUGUUAUACCAGACGACAGGUUUUGAACAAUUUUGUUCUUUCUUUCUUUCCUGCGUUUGACUCAGCCAUACCUAGUGUCCCAGCCUAGCCGCACCAAACUCAACUCUUUCUCCUAAUCCAACCCGGUGAUAAAAUAGAGACAAAUCCUUGUCCUCUCCCCACCAAAAAGAAAAAAAAGAUGUGCUUGCUUUUGUUUGUGUGCCUAAUAAAUAGAGAGACGAGAGGAUCAAACAUUGACGACAUUCUGCCUAAAUAGUAAGACUCGGGUGAUAAAUAAGGAAUUCAUGCUUCCCUGAUCUCAAAGAAUAUCUAGCUAGGCAGCCGGCGGGCAAAGAAAAGGACAAUGGUAUGAUAAUGGGAUAUGAUGACAAGGAAGCGGUUGUCAUUGGUCGUCAAACGCACCUAAAACUAUCUAAAUCUUAGAUCUUGAUGUUAACUUGGAUCUAUUACUUAUAGGUUGAUUGUCACAUGAGUAAUGGAACCGUGGUUAGGACUAUAGUCCCUAGCAGUGCAUGCCUCAGAUUUUUUUUAUAUUUUUACGGUGACAUUCAUUUUGUUUGUUUUUUCAUGAUGAAAAGUAAAGGGAAUAAUGAAAAACUCAAAAUAGUAUAGAGGAAGUAAAAAAGUAAUUUCUCUAUUCUCUCAUAAGGACGAUGUGACACCCUUCACUUAACUGGGAGAAUUCAGCUCUUUUCCUAAGAAGAUAAACAAAAUUCAAGAGGAAAAAAGAAAAUGACUUGAUCAGUUUCCAACUCAUUUCCUAGAAUUUGACCUCGAAAUGAGCUAUCAUAUUUUGGAUCACUUGGACCACAUUUGGGAAAUUGAUUUUCUAAAAGUAGCCACUUCCAAGUUACUUUGUCUAGAAACGAAAUAGAUUUUGUUUGGCUACCAAUGAGUUUGUUCUCGUCUUAAACUUAACCCAACCCAAAAUAAACACUUUUCUAAAUUUCCGUUUGUUUUGGGCUCAAACUCGACCCGAAAACGCUUUUCUUGAGUUUUGGGUUUCUCAAAACUUAAGACGCAUCUCACGCAAGUCCUCUCAGGGCAUCUCCUACCGCCUCUGACCGCGCUAAUACAUCGAUAUUCGUGAAGAGGUACAUGUUUCUCUCUUCAUUGCCGAUCACAAGAUGGUUAAUGCAAUUAAAGGCCUUUUCAUUUCCUGUGAUGUCCCUAUGGCCCAGUUGAUUAUCAAUAUGAAUUCUUCUCUUCCUGCUUCUCAGAAGUUCAUUGUUCACAUGCUCGACAGCACCCACAUGUUCGUUCAACCUCAUGUUGCAGAGAUGAUCCAAACCAAGAUUGCCGAGUAUAGGGAUCAGAACACUUACGAAAAGCCAGCAUGAUAGCUUUAGCUAUCCUUUGAAGUACUUUGCUGUGAUAAACUUAGAUUAUGAAAUUGAUGGAUUUUGUAAGUUUCUCAACAUAAAGUUGAUGUAUUGGAUCAAACACUUCUGUUUCUUUUGAACGUAACAAGUUGGGUAUGUGCCAAAGAUAUAUCUAAAGGUUCUUACUGUGUUUUUGUCACAA
This is a messenger RNA of Asparagus officinalis (garden asparagus), 1722 nucleotides long. Its product is annotated as RNA polymerase II transcription factor B subunit 5. Gene Ontology annotation, cellular component: transcription factor TFIIH core complex; transcription factor TFIIH holo complex. NCBI's taxonomy places the organism in Eukaryota, Viridiplantae, Streptophyta, Magnoliopsida, Asparagales, Asparagaceae. The record is from RefSeq and is a predicted model, not a curated record. Gene Ontology annotation, biological process: transcription initiation at RNA polymerase II promoter; nucleotide-excision repair; transcription by RNA polymerase II. The transcript is spliced from 3 exons. The coding region runs from base 1326 to 1538 and encodes 70 amino acids.